AAUACUUCACCGACCUAAUUCCACUUUUACUUUUUAAACCCUUAUUUAAUUGUCUUAAUCCCGUGACUAUUACACGUCGAAAUACUCAUACUGCAAAGUUGUAGUCUUCAAUUCUUAUUAUCAAACCACUCCUCGAAAGCGGAUUCGUUUGUAAACAACGCCCAUGGCUAGGUAGCUUGUCUCGCCGAUUCGGUUAAAGGGCCUUCACAAUGGGGAUCAAGGGGAUAUAUAAGGAGAUUGGCACUGGAAAGCGGAUAUCUCUAACGAAGCUUGCCGUCGAGAAGCUCGAAGAGACAGGCCGACCCUUCCGUCUAGCGAUAGACAUAUCCAUUUGGCAGUUUCAAGCUCAGGCUGCUCGAGGCGGCUCCAACCCCGCCAUUCGGACGCUGUUCUACAGACUUGUAAGACUACUCGGCUUGUCCAUACAGCCUAUCUUCGUUUUUGAUGGCCCCAACAAGCCAGCUUUCAAGCGGAACAAGCGGUCUGGUCGAGGUGAUGGCGUUGCCACCUCUAUGGCUAAACGAAUGAUCAAAUUGUUCGGCUUCAAAAUACAUGACGCCCCCGGCGAAGCAGAAGCUGAAUGCGCUCUCCUGCAGCAAACAGGUAUUGUUGACGCAGUUCUCAGCGAAGAUGUCGAUACCAUCAUGUUUGGAUGUACACGAACACUUAGGAACUGGUCUUCUGAGGGUACAAAAGGAAGCAAAACACCCACUCACGUCUCCAUGUACGACACCGAAGGGCUACAGAAGAGCGGAGCCGGACUGGAUCGAGAAGGGAUGGUCCUAGUCGCACUGAUGAGUGGUGGUGAUUACCUUCCAGAAGGUAUUCCUGGUGCCGGUGUCAAGUUAGCUUGCGAGGCUGCUCGGGCAGGAUUCGGAAAAUCCCUCUGUAGGUUGAAGAAGUCUGAUGCGUCCGAAAUAGCCAGCUGGAAAGAGUGGUUGACUUUCGAACUGCGGUAUAAUGAGAGUGGUUUCUUCAGGACAAGACAUAAGGCCCUUUCCGUACCUGAGAGCUUUCCAAAUUUCGACAUUCUCGGGUACUACACUCAUCCUGUAGUAUCGCGCGCGUCGACUCUAGAUAGAUUGAAAGGCGAAUCCUGGGAUCAUCCGGUUGAUAUUCAGGGGUUACGCGAAUUCGUGCGAGAAACUUUCGACUGGAAUUAUCGAAUAGGGGCGAUCAAGUUUAUCAGGGUUCUAGCACCAUCUUUGUUGGUACGAAAGAUGAUGUCUCGGAAUACCCAAGGUGGCAACGGAACAAAACCAAUUGAGAUCCUAGAGAAGGAAGAAUCGGAACUGGUCAGAUCGAUCACAAGCAAGCGCGCUCAUUUCAGCACGGAUGCCACACCGGAACUACGAAUAUCGUUUAUUCCAACUAAGAUCGUCGGUUAUGAUUUUCAGGAAGAACCGGACGAAGUAAUAGAAUACGGGCGAGAUGGUCUGGCACUCAACAGUGACGACGAAUUUGAUGCUAUGGCUGAGGAAGAAGGAGCAGACGCCAUUGCGAAGAGCAGCAGCAAGAAGCCAUUCAAUCCAACUGAACCAGAUCUAUCUUGGAUACCAGAGACUAUAGGGAAACUCAGCAUACCUAUCACCGUUGAGGACUGGGAGGAAGCACAACGAGCCAAGGUCGCGAAAGCCGCAGCUCGCCAAAAGCUAAAGACUACGAAGCCAAAGGGGAAGUCUGCGGGUACGACCGCCAGCUUAGACAAGUUCGUCAAGGUCACGAAAAAUAUCCCACAAGGUGAAGAAACAAAUAAGACUAUUGCGCCAACAUUCUUGGGACCGCCAUCUCCAGUCCGGGCUGGGAACUCACGUGGCACUUCUGCGGUACCUUCGCAGAUUCUGGCACCCCUUCUCUCCUCUAGCCAGACCUCACAAAACGCGCGGCCUACAAGAUCCAGUAAGCAGUCCAAAUCCAAGUCCAAACCCAGGAAUGCUUCCCCAGCAUCAAGGCCGGACCCGAGCAUCAACCCCUGGACGAUUGCUGGCUCACAAACCAGUCCUAGAGUUGCCAAGACCAAAUCUACCAAAGCUUCCGAGCCCAUUACCAUAUCCUCUAGCCCCCCUACGUCGCCUACCGCGGGUCAUAAUUCCUCUAUGAGGCGACCCGGGAACCCUCCCGCAGAAGAGACCCCCCCAGCAGCGGUGUUGCCCUCGCUGCCGAGGCCCCAUAGUUCUGUAACACCAACGAGAACGCCUCAAACGAGUAGUAGACUACUAGGUCGCCGUACAGCGGUAAGAGCCCUUAGUCCAUCGCCCAUGUCGAGCGAGAAGAAGCCAGUACGGAAGUUAGCAAGGACGGAAACGUUGCCCGUUACAAGAUCACCUACAGAAAGUAGAGGCAGUGAACGGCAACUCGCGCGGGCACGGACAGUAGCAGUUGAAGCUGUACAAAUUUUAGACUCGGAAGAUGAUGAUGAUUUCGACCUACCGCCACUUAGCAGCAUUCUCGGCCCACUUCCAACACGCUCUGGUAGGAAUCCAUUCAACUGUCCUACUGUAGCCGAAGAACAAACGCCUCCACGGCCAACGAAGCAGAAGCAGCAACCAGGAAAGCAAGAAACGAAACAAGCCACGCUAAACAAUACGUUCAACGCCACAAAGCGGACGACAAAGCUGUAUAUGCCUCGCAAAAGCGAACCAGGUUUCUUUAGGGAGUUAGAAGUCGACGUCGAUGAGGCUAACGAGCUGCUAACGAAGGCCCGAGGUUUGGAUGGUGCGGAAGCUAAUGGUGGGAGAGGAGCGGCAUGGAGGCGUAGCGAUCUCUCGUGUAUCGACUUGACGGGCGAAGAUUAAGAUUCACUUGAACACCUAGUCAAGGGGUACGAUAAAUUCAGCAUAUUGAUGGUUAAUACUACAUGGACGCAUUCUGGUGCGAGCAUUUUUACAUAGAACGCAUGGUUUGGGCGACAUUUGCAUAACGGAAAUCGGGAAAUUCAUAGAUGCAUAGAAUACACUAGGAUAGGGGUUCACGGCACACAUAGAAUUGCAUAGCUAGAUCGACCAGGGAUCAAU
Molecule: messenger RNA, 3014 nt
Organism: Annulohypoxylon truncatum
Lineage: Eukaryota; Fungi; Ascomycota; Sordariomycetes; Xylariales; Hypoxylaceae
Exons: 3
Coding region: 210-2795 (861 amino acids)
Molecular function (GO): crossover junction DNA endonuclease activity; 5'-flap endonuclease activity
Source: RefSeq, a predicted model, not a curated record